Molecule: messenger RNA, 3725 nt
Organism: Branchiostoma floridae (Florida lancelet)
Lineage: Eukaryota; Metazoa; Chordata; Leptocardii; Amphioxiformes; Branchiostomatidae
Exons: 10
Coding region: 53-3109 (1018 amino acids)
Biological process (GO): signal transduction
Molecular function (GO): protein binding
Source: RefSeq, a predicted model, not a curated record
CCCGUCUUGUCUAACUCUUUUUCUUUUAUCUUCAGAAACAACUUAACCCAUCAUGUCUUCUGCUUUCGGAAACCGGGGAAGUCCAAAUGCUCCACCAACUCCACGGAGGCCACCAGCUGCUGGAGGACACCAAGUGCGAUCAGCAACCAUCAAGGCUCCGGAAGGACUUGAAGCUGUAAAGACCAAAAAUAGAAGUGUCAAGGUGCGAUGGAACCCUGUCAAUUUGGACCAGCUCCCAGCAGGCUAUCAGCUUCUUGGCUACUGUCUAGAACAGCGCAUUAUGGAGACGGAAUACGAAGGUCCGAAGCCAUGGGUCUCUGCACAAGGACUCAGGAAAGUUUUGGAUCCUGCCAUUGCAGACUUCACAGUUGUUGACCUGACACCUUAUGAGGACUACCUGAUUUGUGUGAGAUCAGCCGCCUUACAACAGGAGCGAGUGAUCAUUGGCAAGAGAUCUGUGCCCAUUCAUGUUGUGACGCGAAAGCCACAUCAGCCAUACCGACCAAGGAGCGUGCAGAUGGACGACACCCACGGGUCCCUCAUACUGACGUGGGAAGAACCAUCACCUGCUGCAGAUGUCAGUCCUGGAUCCUACGAAUAUGUCGUCGAGAUGUGCCUCUAUGUUGACGACAAAACUCUACGUGAAUGGACAGAGUGCUGCAAAACAAAACAAUGCAAGUUCCCCAUAAAGGAGCAUCAGAUGUGGAAAAUCAAAGUGAACCGCAGCGGAGACUACCGAUUCCGUGUUUCAGCCAACAAUCCAGAACCGGAAAAUAGUGUCAGAAGCCUUCCACAAGAAAUGGGAGACCCAGAGAUACCCAUUAGAAUUGAAGCGCCGUGGUCGAAACAGCUGUUGAAUGCAGCUGCUGAAGCACUGUGGCGUUUGCCUGGUAGAUUAAUAGGACGGGAGCAUGGAAGCAUCAUCUUCGUCAUCUCCUGUCAUGACGUCAUCAGCCUCCGUGACCUGUGGAUGAACUACAGGCUGGGGAAGGUAAAGAAGUUCUUCCAAAACCUGUUUACUCACCGGACCAGGCCUGCCUCUGUGGUCACAGACACAGAACUGAAGAUAAACAUUGAGGAACAAGAUUUCUACUCCUGCCGCCGACACCUCCUGCUGACCAGGCCUACAGACAAAGGGUUUAGAGUAGCAAGACUUGGAGAUACUCACUCCAGAGGCAAACCACUGGGCCUAAGUGAAGAUUACCCAGUCUACUGCAAACCCACAUCUCACAGGACAACCUGCCCACGGCUGGACUUUUUGGACCCUGCAGUUUCAACCACUCGACUUAAAGUGAAGCAUGAAGAACAUGUGCGACUCCGACCAGGACGAGGACUGGACCGUACUACUUCUGUUGACAACCUACUGGUCCUGCCACCUCCUAGUAGACAAGUGGACCAUUCCAGCCUGAGAGCCUUAGACCUGGCCGUGGUUGGUAGAGAGGACAGGUCCUGUGCAGAUGGGGCUGAUGACGUCUCAACACUGAAGUUCAGAGGCAGACAGGUGCAGGCAGUUGUAAGAACAGGUAGGGAGAAAUCAGAAGGGCAGGCUAGACAGCUACAAGAGCAGGGACAGAUGCAGACAGCCAGAGAGGAUACAGAAGUCAUGGUGCACCUUCUGCGGAAGGAGGUAAUCAGACUGACAGAGCAGAAGGAUAAAGCAGACAAAAUCCUCGUCGAACAUAAGCUGGAAAUCCAGCAGCUCAAGGGGGUAAUUAAGAUCAUGAAAGUUGCAAUAGAAGAACUGCUGUAUGACAAAUAUACAGCAAAGGCUCUGAGUCAGGGUCAAGGCCAUGGGAGAGAAGGAGACCCGGCUGAGGAGAAAGCCUCUGCAUCUGAGGAGAAAGCCUCUACAUCUGAGGAGAAAGCCUCUACAUCUGAGGAGAAAGCCUCUACAUCUGAGGAGAAAGCCUCUACAUCUGAGGAGAAAGCCUCUACAUCUGAACUUUCUGAACCAGAAGAGAAACCAGUGGCUUCUAACACAGCUAAUAAAGAUGUUACAGAUUUUUUCGCCAUAGUGGCUUCACUGAAUCUACCAUGGGAAGGUAUUGGGAGAAACCUGAGUCUGCCCGAUGCUACCAUCGAGCGAAUCAGACAGAAACACAAAGAUGACACAUCAACAGCAGCAGCAGCAUUGUCGCAGCAUGAUGACACUGAGAGAUGCUGUACACAGUGCUGUUUGGCAGCACUAGAAGAGUGGCAACAUCUGUCUGGCACCAGCGCAUCCAUAGAGGGACUGAAGACAGCACUGAGAGCACCAGGACAGGGUGCCAUCGCGGAGGAGUUAAGCAAAAGAGAGCAGCUAAUGAGUGAAAUGGUUUCGCCGAGCAAAUUGACAAGCAUGAUGAAUCUUCACGCAGAUGUCUAUGAUGUGAUACAGGAUAGGAUGCGAUCCGUGUGUCGUAUUAACUGGCCUGGGGGGUCUGGAACCGGUUUCCUGUUGAGUAAGGGAAAGAUUCUUACAUGUUACCAUGUGUAUAAGUUAAUGAUCGAUGCCUCAAGAAUGUUCACUGAUAUAAGUUUGUUCACUGCAACAUUCUUUGUGUCUUCUGCAGAAGAAUACAAAGUUAGCUUUCCUUCCACCACCCUCAAAUGUCAUAGUGAAGAAUCUGACCUAAACUAUGCCAUUCUGCAAUUGUCUGUAGAUGAUGAAACAGCGAGUGUCAUUGACAGCCUGCCUUGCCUUGGGCGGUACAUAUCAGAAAGCGAAGACAACCGUAACAUGGUAGUUAUUGUUGGGCACCCCUACAGUGGGAGCAAGAUGGUUGACUUCUGUCCCAUCGUUGGCAUGGACCAACGCUACAUCAUCCAUGCCCGCUUUAGGAACCCUGAAUUUCCCCAUGAAGACCCACGCAAACCUCUGUACCAUACAGGUGUCAUGUUCCACGGCUCCUCAGGCUCCCCAGGGUUUGACACGAAAGGUAAUGUAGCGCUCAUGCACACCCGAGGGUUCUACUCUGACAUGAGCAGACAGAGCAUCGUUGAGCAAGGGGUUAGUCUGUCUGCCAUCAGAGACCAUGCGCGUCAAAACCUGGCACCUGAUGACUUAAGCGAGAUCUUUCCUGAUACUAGCGAUACUUUCCCAAUGGAGGUUGUUGAUGUGGAAUAUUGAUUAUAAUCCUCAUGAAGCGUACACUAGUACUCAUAGUCAUGGACAUGUUCACUACUAAAUAGACUGUCUCACUGCAUAGAUGAUUUAUUGAUACCAUUAUAUUUGAGGACUUUAGCGAGGUCUUUCCAUUGUCAUUUGAUUAUGGCAUAUUUGCAGUAACAUUUCAUCAUGUACAUGUGUAUGGUAUACCGGUAUGCAAAGAAAAUAUCUGAUUAUACCAAAUGAUGCAUACAACUUAGAUUACACAGAUUAGAAGUAAUGGAACGCGACAAAGCGGAGAUGUUUUUCAGUAGACAUCUGAAAUGAUAACCAAUACAUGGACUAAGGAGGUGAUGAGCUCGUUUCUACUUCAAGAUCUUGUCCUAUGGAAGGGGGCGACUGUUAAAAGGAAUAUCUCAAUAAUGGUUAACGAUGAAUUCAGCAUGACAAGUAACCUGUUUCGUAGAACUAAAACGAUUGAUAAUGCUGCUCGAACAGUAUCGUUGAAUGAGAGUGGGCCGGCUAUGAUUAAUGGUGGAUGAAAUUAGCUUGCAACGCUUAACGAGAAAGGGCAUGCAAACCCUCUUACUUGAAAUGUUUCAGGUCAAUAUCUGUAUCUGCUUGGAGAAUAGGAGGA